Messenger RNA from Petromyzon marinus (sea lamprey), 7952 nucleotides. Its product is annotated as RAB11-binding protein RELCH homolog. Lineage: Eukaryota; Metazoa; Chordata; Hyperoartia; Petromyzontiformes; Petromyzontidae. Gene Ontology annotation, cellular component: trans-Golgi network; recycling endosome. Gene Ontology annotation, biological process: intracellular cholesterol transport. The record is from RefSeq and is a predicted model, not a curated record. Gene Ontology annotation, molecular function: protein binding.
CCCUCCCCCUCUCCCGCACUGCUCAUGGAGCCGUCGGAACUCCCCGCCAACCCCGCCACCACGCACCGCGCCCCAUCGCAGAGAGGGAAACAUUGAAAAGGAGUCGACUCCCGAAAUCGUUCGAGCAAAUUGCGCGUUGGCCGAAAUCGAUCGUCCGUGAGGGAAUCGCCCCGUCGCCUGCGGCUCCGCUGAUCGCGGCGCCAUGGCCACCAGCAGCAGCAUCAACCCCUUCCUCAGCGACUCGGACGACUCGGACAACGACUCAGACGGCGGCGGAGGAGGCGGAGGAGGAGGCGGAGGAGGAGCGGGGUCCAGGAUCCCUCGAGCUCCCGCCUCGGAACCCGCUCAGCAGAGCCCCGCGUCCCGCGUCAAGAGGCCCUCUUCUCCCGCUUCGCCGAUCUCCCCUCAGCAGCAGCAGCGGCAGCAGCAGCAGCAGCAUCAUCGGUCGCCUCCACCGUCCGCCUUCUCGGCCGCCUCCUCCUUCUCGGGCUCCUGCCCCGCCGCCGCCGCCGCCGCCGCCCCCUGGCACUGCGACCCCGGCGAGCUGGCGGGUCGCGGCGGCCUCCCCCCCGUCUCGCUGGACGCGCUCGCCGAGCGGCUCCUGCAGGAGCAGCUGCUGCUCACCGCUCUCGAGCUGCACACGGAGAUGGCGGAGAGCGGCCGCGAGCUGCCCCGGCUGCGCGACUUCUUCUCCAACCCGGGCAACUUCGAGCGCCCUCCCGCGGGGCCCCCCGCCACCGCUUUCGCGAGGGACGCGGGCGGCCUACUGCCAGCAGCAGCAGCGGCAGCACCGGGGGUGCUCAACCGUGCCGGCAGCGCCAGCACGCUGGACUCGCUGGAUUUCACUCGCUACUCGGACGACGGAGGCCGCGAGACGGAGGAGCGCGUGGCCGUGUUGGAGUUUGAGCUGCGGAAAGCCCACGAGACGAUUCACGCGCUGCGCGCCAACCUCACCGAGCAGGCGGCAGAUUCGGAGCUCCCUGCGGCGGAACCGGCAAACUACAGCCGGGAGGCGGCGGUGCAGGAGCCGAUUCGGCCGCUGGAGAAGAGGGCGCUCAACUUCCUGGUGAACGAGUUUCUGCUGAAGAACAAUUGCAAGCUGAGCUCCAUCACCUUCUCUGAUGAGAACGACGACCAGGAUUUCGACGACUGGGACGACGUGGGGCUCAACGUGUCCAAGCCGGCCGACCUCCUCUCGCUCUACCGCGAGUGCGUGGCGCGGCACGGCAGCGCCGCCACCGCAGAUGCCAGCGUGGGCCCCGCGGAGGAACCCGGCCACACCGACGCCGUGGGUUCCGUGGCGCUCAUCAAGGAGCUGCAGGGGAGGAUCGGAACCCUGGACCGAGAGAACCAGAGCCUGACGGCGCACAUCCGCAAACUCGAGAGGGACCUGGAGGCCUUGCAGAGCCCCCACGAGUGGAGCCCGGCCCCCAGCCCACGAGGAGCUAUGGGGGAUCACAGUGGCGGGGAGGCGGUGGACCCCCGUGAUGAGCAGCCGCCGACCGAGCGACCGGACACUCGUGCCAAGCUCUCGGGGAGGUCGGAGGUCACGGGCCAGGGGUCGGAGGGCGCGACCUCCUCUCAGACGGGCGCUCCGGUCGCUCCGGUGGCGGCGGCGGCGAGCGGGCCGGAGGGAGUUGGGGACCGUGGGAACGGGGGGCCGAGGGUGGACCCCCAAGUCGUCUUCGACAAACCCGACCGGAAGCUGCCCCCCGCGUUCCACCAGGCCCUCCUCUCCGUGUGCCGCACGGCGCCCGCCUCCCGGCUCAGCUCCGAGGUGUCUCAGAUCCCCGGGACGGAGCGGGGGGCCCUGCUGAUGCUGAGUCGCUGCCUCCCACACAUCGUGCCUAACGUGCUGCUCGCCAAGCGCGAGGAGCUGAUCCCCCUCAUCCUCUGCACCGCGUUCCUCCACCCCGACCACAAGGAGCGCGAUCGCCUCCUCCACAUCCUCUUCAACCUCAUCAAGAGGCCCGACGAGCAACAGAGGCGGAUGAUCCUGACGGGCUGCCUGGCGUUUGCGGUGCACGCCGGCCCCACCAGGGUGGAGUCCGAGCUGCUGCCACAGUGCUGGGAGCAGAUUAACCACAAGUACCCGGAGCGGCGUCUGCUGGUGGCGGAGGCGUGCGGUGCGCUGGCCCCCUACCUCCCGCGAGUUAUCCGCAGCUCGCUGGUGCUGUCCAUGCUGCAGCAGAUGCUGAUGGACGACAAGACGGACGUGGUGCGGGAGGCGGUGAUCAAGAGCCUCGGCGUGCUCAUGGGCUACAUGGACGACCCCGACAAGUACCCACAGGGCUUCGAGCUACUGAUGAUGGCACUGGGCGACCCGGCGGAGCGCGUGGUGUCCGCCACGCACCAGGUCUUCCUGCCGGCGUUCGCAGCGUGGGCCAUGGAGCUGGGAGAGCUGGAGCCGCACCUCCUCCACACGCUGCUCAGCCGGAUCGAGACGCUGGUGAGGGAGGCCGAGUACGGUCUGGACGAGCGGCGCUUGCACCUCUACCUCACGGCGCUGCAGUCGCUCAUCCCGCCGCUCUUCGCCCACGCGCUCGUCCACUCGCCCUUCGCCGAGACGGCGAGACAGGGCCCCGCCACCUCGCCCAUUGAGGUGACGCGCUUCCCGCGCCCGGCGUCGCUGCUGCAGGACGUGGCGACGCUGGUGGGGAGCCGCGAGCUCCUGGCGUCGCUGCUGUGCCACUACGAGCACCAGCUGCAGCAAGGUGGCACCACGGGCUGGGCCAGCCUGCUCUGGGUGGUCAACCAGCUGCUGCCGCGGCUCAUCGCCAUGAUGGGAAAGAUCUCGGUGACGUCGGCCGUGAGCGUGCACGAGUUCUCGCGCUUCUUCUGGCGCCUGUGCCGCACGUUCGGCCGCACGUUCACCAACACCAAGGUGAAGCCGCAGUUCCAGGAGCUGCUGCGCCUCUCCGAGGAGCACGUGGAGUCGUUCCCCAACAUGGAGGACCCCAUCCUCACCAAGGCUACGGUGCCCAUCUACGCCACAGGGGUCCUCACCUGCUACAACCAGGAAGAAGACCGCAAGCUACUGACGGGUUUCCUGCAGGACGUGCUCACCACGCUGUCACUCACCUCCUCCCCGCUCGACAGCCUCAAAGCAGCAUUCCUUGAGCUGGGGGCGAACCCCGUGUAUCACGAGUCUCUACUCACGGUGCUGUGGUACGGCGUGGUGCACACCUCGGCACACGUGCGCCGCACCUCCGCCAGCAUGUUCGAGCUGCUGGUGAAGGGAGUGAACGAAACGCUCGUGGCCCAGCGAGUGGUGCCGGCGCUCAUCACGCUCGCCAGCGACCCCGAGAUCUCGGUGCGGAUCGCCACGGUCCCGGCGUUCGGCACCAUCAUGGAGUCGGUGACCCAGAAGGAGCUGCUGGAGCGGGUGAAGAUGCAGCUGUCGUCGUUCCUGGAGGACGCGCAAUACCGCGAUGCGCACGCGCUGCACACCGAGAUCGUGCACUCGUUCGGCCGCGUCGGCCCCAACGCCGAGCCCAAGUUCCGCGACGAGUUCGUGAUCCCGCACCUGCACAAGCUCGCGGCCGCCAACAAUCACCAGCACAACGAGGGCAAGCGCAUGGGCAUGGCGCUGCAGCUCUUCGAGGCGUACUCCGCCCUCUCCUGCUGCUUCAUCUCUGACGAGCUCAUGACGACGCACUUCCUGCCGGGGUUGCGCUGCCUCCGUUGCGACCUCGAGUUCCUCUCCCCGGAGCACGAGGUGAUCGUGGCGACGAUGAUUCGCGAGUGGGAGCUGAAGCUGGAGGCGAAGAGCAGCGCGGACGCGAGCGGCCUCUCGUUUCCGGCCGCACUGGGCUCGGCGGAAGACGCCAAGACCAAGUUCCUGAGCAAGGUCGGGCAGCUGACGACCUCCAGCGUCAUGCUGGCCAACGUCUUCCAGCGCAAGAAGUGACCACACCUCCCCCCUGCGGGACCACGCCCACUUCCUGCGCUCAGCUCCUCCCACGCUCAGCUCCCCCCCCAUCCCCCACCCGCCGGGCCACACCGGCCCCCCGGUAGCCGAGUCUUCUCCUGCCCGUGCCGGUGUGUGGGAUGGUGGUGCUUGUGGUGUGGGGCAGUAUUACCGGUGGUGAUGGUGUGCGAGUGAGUGGUGUGCUGCUGUACGGGUACUGUUUGUGGUGUGUGUGGCUGUUGUGGUACGUGGGUUAAAUCGACGUGGUGGCGGUGGUGCCGGUGGUGACAGGAUGAGAGUUACGGUCGUGUGUGGUGGGGCAGGACUUGGAGUGGUGGCGGGGAAAUAGACAGUGCUGUUUGCUGUGGCGAGAUGUUUUCUACCUCGCCUGUUAUACAGGCGGUCGUGGGUUCGAUCCCGACCCUGAACGCUUAUGUAUUGGAAGUUUGCACGUUAUCUCCCGUGGUCGUGUGGAUUUUUCUCCGGCUUCUGCGGUUUUUCCCUCCACAUUUAGAAACAUGGCCAGGCUGCUUCUGAAAAAAGCUCUUUAGCUCAGUCGGCCUUACCUAGUAAAAUAAAAAUGGUUUAGUUUAGUUAGUAGCUGUCAAUUCCAUUUGGCAGCUGCGGUGGGGCAUGGAGAUGAUCCGAGUCUGGCUGUCGACGUUAUGACGAUGCUGGCUAUGACUGUUGGUUUUUCGCGGUUGUGCUGUGCGGCUCUUAGGGCUGUUGAUCGGCAUGGUACAAGCUGGAGACGGCCCAGGGAGUGGAACGCUUUUGUCUUUCUGUCCGCGUGUCCGUCCGUCUGUCCGUCCGUCACCGGCGCGGUGAGACCGGCGUGCCGCGAGCGGCAAAUACGCAACGGGCAGCACCGUAGCCCCCUGCUUGGGGGGUCUCGACCGCCUUCCCCGGUCCACGGGCGUACAGGCCCCACACGUACACAUUAUUUAUUGGAGCUCGUGUGCAAUUAUAAUGGUACGCCGGUUUAUCGCUUAUUUAUUAUUUAUUCGGUUGAAUGGUUUAUUUUUUUUGCUUCGGUUCCCCCCCCACCACCCUUCGGUGUCACGAGAUGACAGAAGCAGGCGGAGAGCUCGUAGAGCAGCGCAGCGCCAUCGCGUUGGAGAACAGCUCCACGCAAGCGGGUGUCACGGAGCUACCGCCCGAGGCCCCAUUCAGUUGAUCUCUGCUCCCCUCACCGUCGCGUGCGACACUUUCCCAUUAGCCCUGCCACACGCACUAAUAUUCGUCGCAUGACGGGCAACCUGAUGUUUUAAUUCUCACGGCUGCAAUUUAGUCAAAUGAAGUGCCGGUCCAAAUUAAACUUGUUGGGGUCUUGGUCAAGUGAAGAGGCUGUCACGGCUAACGCCACUGAUGCGAGCAGCACCUCGCCAUCGCUUCCUUCUGCCAGAUGCCUCGGAUAUUGCACAGGCGACGCUCAACAUCCGCAGUCUACCCUUAUGGUCUCCCCCCACCGCCUGCAACGUCUGGGUUCCUGUGGGUUCCUGGUGGGCUAGUGUGGGUUCCUGUGGGUUUGUUUGUGUUCCUGUGGGUUCCUAUGAUUUAGUAUGGGUUCCUGUGGGUUUGUUUGGAUUCCCGAAGGGUUCCGGUGGGUUUGUGUGGGUUCCUGUGGGUUCCUGUGGGUUUGUGUGGAUUCCUGUGGGUUUGUUUGGGUUGCUGUGGGUUCCUAUGAUUUAGUAUGGGUUCCUGUGGGUUUGAGUGGGUUCCGAGUGGGGUAGUGUGGGUUUGGUUGGAUUUGUGGGUUCCUGUGGGUUUGUGCGAGUUUGUUUGAGUUGCUGUGGGUUGCUGUGGGUUCCUGUGGGUUAGCGUGAGUUCGUUGGGGUUUGGGACUCUUUUGAGUUCGUGUGGGUCCGUUUGGGUUUCAUGUCAUCGUCAUGAAAGCAAAUGGAAGAUGGCACUGUUAGAAUUGUGCAUUUAUAUCACUUAUGGCUGCCAUUGUAAUGAAUCUUUGUGAAACUGAAUGCCAAUAAUGCAACAUCAGCUUGGGGAUAUUUUACAGCACAAUGCACCUGCAUGCCAAGGUGCGGUACAGCAGCAGUGGGCACGUCUGCUUUGUAAUGAGACGUGAGGCAGCCUAUUCUUGGCAGAGGACGAGAGAGAGGAGUUUAGCUUGGACGGGGGCAGGCAGUCCGCUGCUCGAAUGGCUGGGGGAAGGCAUUUAAAUCGGGCCGAUUUGGCAAUGUCCACGUCUGCAUUGAGACGCGAUCUCCGCUCAAAGCGAAACGGACGCUUCCGCACUCGUCCCACCGAGUUCACGAAAGCCAAGCGACGGUACGCGUGCUGUGCUGCACAUACGUACGCGUGCUGCACAUACGUACGCGUGCUGCACAUACUUACGCGUGCUACACAAACGUACGUGUGUGCGUUGAACUUCUUUUGCGCCGUACGUAGCCAGUCGUGCUAAUCGAAGGUGCGGGGGAAGGACAACCUAAACACACAAAGCAUUUUUAAAGAAAUUAGUUCGCAUUCGAGAUGAUUUAAAAGUGCAUAGCUCACAGUGGCGCUAUAAUAUCAGAAGAGCGUUCCAAGCGGCCGAAGGAAGCGCAUCCGAAAGCGCGCCAUGUGGUGACCGCGUCUUUUUAGUCCGAUGCCCGAUCCAAAAGUCUUUGCUUGAUAAGUCCACCGAGACGCCUGGCGUUUGUACUCGGUGCGGUUUAGCGUUCGCGGGGCUCGGCAGCUGCAGAGGAAUCACAAAAAUCCCUUGGCGCACGUUCGUGUCUCCCCGGUGAGUUAAAGGGGGCCUCUCCGUGUGUGUCUGUACGUAACGCAUCUACGCAUAUGUAUGUACUUGUGUGUGUGUGUGCAUGCGUUUUAUAAUGACCUGCACUGUACAUAUAUUGCUGGUGUAUCCUUGAUUAACUGAGCUGUGAAAAGGUAAACGCAUCGUCAUCGCCAAGAUUCCUCUUGAUCACCAAAGGCCAUCCUGGUCAAUUGCAAUUUGUGGCAAGUUGUGUCGGUGAUUCCAAAGGCAUAUUGAUGUACAUUGUAAUCAGCCCUUCACCAACAAACGUAUUUAUUGCAUGCUCUUUUUAAGAGGUUGAAAUCAUCUUCAGGAAUAUUGUUUGUGUGUGUGUGUGUGCCUGUUUGCGUGCGUGCGUGCGUGCGUUCGUUGUGGGGAGCGGCAACGAGGUGGUUAGUGCACCGGCGCUACGAACCCAGAGACCUGAGCUCGGUUCCCGGCCAUGGAUAACAUCGGUGAAGAAGUAUGGUUGCUAUCUGUCCUGGUUUUCCCACGAUCAUCGUCUUGUUAACGAACCUGUCCUGGGAUACCUGCGAGUCCUCCCAGGACAGUCAUAGUCAUGUUGCGUUGCGAUGCACUGCUUCCUAAAGCAGUGCAUUCACGUAAAGUUCUCCCCUCUCGCGAUUGUGAGAUAUAUUCUCGAUCUUCUCAUGAUCCACCGUGCAUCUUUGAGCACUUAAAAGGUGGCAACCCUUGUGGCGAAUGAUAUCUGAACCGGUCCCAGGCCUCCCCUAGGUCGAGUCGGCCUUAAAGGAGUACCUGGUGCAAUGUGCAAACAUCAGCACUGGAGAGAUAAAGGUGGACAGGGGUGGUGCUGUCCAAAUCACCCCCUAGUGUGUCGUGCUGGCCUUAAUAGGUGCUCGCCAGCAGCACUUGCCCCAUCGCUCUGUUAAAAGGUACAUGGGGUUCUUUGUCUUUUGUGUUGGGGAAAAUGUGGGUUGGUGGUGUUGCAGUGGUUUGUAUACCAUGCCACCAUCUCGGCAACCUAGGUUCAAUUCCGAGGCUCUCACAACAUCUGCGGGAACAACAGUCUGAACAUCUCAACGAACUCUUGGCCUUCCCAAGAUCGACUAAGCCAAACCUCGCUCCCUGGUGUGAUGUAUUCUUUGGCAGCGGGGAGACAAAAGGUGGACCGGCGUGCAUGCUCGAGACACCUUUUGUACUAAUAAAGUAUUAAAGCUUUCGUGACUGCAUAAAUUACUCAUUGUUUUUUUUCGGUAAAGUCACGUAUGUAGAAAUACCAUAAAAUUAUAUUAAAAUAAAUCAAUCACGACGUUUCGACCGCAA